Messenger RNA from Corticium candelabrum, 3299 nucleotides. RefSeq lists its product as uncharacterized. Lineage: Eukaryota; Metazoa; Porifera; Homoscleromorpha; Homosclerophorida; Plakinidae. The record is from RefSeq and is a predicted model, not a curated record. The transcript has a single exon. The coding region runs from base 1495 to 2943 and encodes 482 amino acids.
UUAGACUAUUUCCCAUAAGGUUGAACGUCAAAAUCUGCAUUAUUUCUGCUGCCUUUUGGACCCUGAUGAUCUUGGUAUAGCAGGGCCUGGCGUUUUUGUCUAGGAGGCUAACUAAGCUCUUCCUACAAAAAGAAAACAGGAUUCAGAUACAAGGGGUGGAGCUAUGAUCAUUAUCCAAUUAUCUUGUGAGAUGGACAGAGAGCAACUGGAACCAUUUAGGUUAAAUGAUGUAACAUGUACAAGCUCUAAUGAGCACACCUGGUGUGACGUCUAUCUCAUAACUACAACUCAUGAUCACUUCCUUAUGGGGUAGAUUGUAGGUUACUAGCAGGCGUGUUCUGUUUACGUACUGCUGAACUGACUUUGCGUCUAGCGCUUGCUCGAGUAACUGUUGACAGAUGGGGUGUACACUGGUGUAGGGUGUUAAUUUGGUGAGUCCGGGCAACGAGGAAACUAGGUAGCACCACGUAAACGUGCAGACUGCUCUAUUCUCUGAGCUAGAUGCGCUGCUGGCCCUUCAACUUCAAAUUUUCAAACGCAUAAUUUCCGUAUUCCUGUGUGAGCUAGAUAGAAGACAUACAGUAAUGGGCACACAAAACAGGUGGUGUGCGUGUAACCGCAACGCAAAUCCCGGAUGCCUACAGCGGGAACUCAACUGUAGUUUUGUCGAAACUCAGUGUUUUUUGAGCUGAAAGACGUUUGCCUUGAUUUCGGGUAGGUUUUCAACCUAUUUGUGUUUGUUAGUGAGUUACCUAAUUUGCACACGUGUAUGUUGCGUCUAGUUUACAGGUUUCCUACCUAAAUAGGAUUUUCCUGUGACAUGCUGUUAGACGCUGAAUGUGUUAAACUGCUUGAGCAGUUAGCUCUGGAUCCCACAAAAGCUGCAGAAAUUUCCGCCUGUCUUACUCCCCUUACUAACUACGGCAAACCUGCUGGAAAAGAGUUGCUUGGCGAUCAGGAUGUUGAUGACGUAGCACAGUCAAUUUACCCGGAUGAUGCUGAACCAGGGAUGAUACCAGUUAGAAUAGCCGGCGAUGGAAACUGUUUGUACCGUGCAGUGUCCCUUGUAAUGUAUGGUACUGAGAAACGUCACUUAGAACUGAGAUUGAGAUGUGCACUCGAGCUUUCUCAAAACGCAGAGUAUUACGCAUUGCAGUUGCAUUCUCUAGCACAAGAAGCUAAAAAAUCAGGAAAAACAAAGUUUUCUGUCAACAGCUUACUUAGUGCUACUCUGUCAGAUGGACCUGCUCUUGAAUUGUUCUAUAACCAAGCUAAGAGCGGAAAUUUGAUGAAAUCUUACCAGAUGGCCAUGCUGGCUGAAUCCAGACACAAUGCUCGACCUGGUAGCUAUGCGUCUCUGCAACAUAUCAUUGCAUUGGCAUCAGUAGUUGGUGUAAAGAUUAGGUCAAUCUAUCCAAAGUAUAAUGUUGAAUUUCGUUCUUUCAUGAAUACCACUGCUUUUCCAAAUCCUUUUCGACAGAAUCUCCAUCAUCUAUGUUGACCAUUAUGUGGUCAUCUUGCCAGAAACACCACUGUUCACAACUUUGGAACCCCAAUCAUUUUGUUGCUGUCAUUCCUGUGUUUCCUGUUGCUAUGCAAUCAAGUGACCACAAUUAUCUCUCUGAAUCCAGAAAAAGACAGCAUGGAUGUAAAGCUAGGCACAGUGCGACUUUGUUUGAUUUCUGGAAUCCAGCAAAUAAACAUGCAAAGAAGAUUGAAAGAGUUUCCUCAUCAAUGCAGUCAGAACCACCAAUGAAAUCAGAAGUCAAUAAAUUGUCUCAACAACCAACAACCCCCUUAUUAUCUCAGGCAACUGAUUUUCCACCUGAAGAUACAUCUCAGUUGCUUUUCCAAGGUUCAAUACUUCCACCAGUCAAAUCCAGAGAGUCUUUUGCCCUCUAUCAAUCUUGUAUGCCUCAGCCUUCUCAGGCCUCCUCUUUUUCUUUGCAAAAAUUUGAUUCACCGAAAAGUGAUCAAAUGUUUUUAAACCUAAGUUGUUGCAAUGAAAAAAGCCACUGUUACCAGAAAUUGAGGAACUUCUCUUCAUCGUGGUUGUCAGACUCGUCAUUUUCUUCAUGGCUUACAUUUGAUGGGUCAAAAAUGAGAUGUAAAGUUUAUCUAACAAGUAAGAAAAAGAACAACUUUACUGCUGGUUGCUCAGAUAUGCAAAGAACUGCUUUGUCUCGUCACAUGAACUGUCCAGACCACAUGAGUGCACUGUUAGACUUGGAACAGAGAAAAGCCAUGGUGAUAGCUACUCAGAACUCGUUUUCAGAGGAGGAGAAGGCAGUUGUAGGAGCACUUCGUACAGUCUAUUGGCUUGCUAAAGAAGAAUUGGCAUCUAGUAAAUUUUCCUCACUUUCUUCUUUGCUGAGUUUCCAAGGAGUUGAUUAUGUUGAACGUCUGAACAAAGAAGAUCCAACACGGAAAGGUUACCAGCUAACAUAUCAGAGCAGCAAUUCAGUGGCUGACUUUCAAGCUGCUCUUAACUCUGUUGUAGAAGAGAAUGUAUUAUCCAUCCUACAAAAGUCCCCACUAAUUGGCUUAAUGACAGAUGAAUCAACAGACAUCAAUGUCAGCCGGAAGCUUAUGGUAUAUGUAAAGGCUGUUCAUCCUGAGACAAGGAAGGCUUGCGAGUUUUAUAUAGCUGAUGUUGAGUUGGCUGGAGAGGCAAAUAGUGAGAACAUCACAAAAGCCCUUUCUAGAUUGCUAAAAAAGAAGAACAUUGAUCGCAGGCUUGUCGUAGGAUUGGCAACUGAUGGUGCUCCUGUAAUGACAGGGACCAAGUCUGGAGUUGGUGUGUGCCUACGCAGAAAGUGCUCACCAUACUUGAUUCAGGUGCACUGUGUAGCACAUCGUUUGGCCCUUGCAAGUGGGCAAGCAGCAGAUGCUGUACCACUAUUUAAAUUAUACCAAGCAACAAUCAACAGUGUGUACAACUAGUUUGCACAUUCAUCUACCAGAACGUCUCAUUUACGAUGCCUUCAGACUGUAGUAGAUGAUCAUCGUGUUACCCUUCAUGCCACAUUCAGCACUCGGUGGUUGUCGUUUCGUGGUGCUGUUGAUGCUGUUCGUAAAUCAUUUUGUUCCUUAAUGCUUUGCCUAGAACAUGAAGCAGAGAAGGGCUGUGCCUCUGCUAGAGGCCUUCUCAGGGCUGUGAACAAAGCUUCCUUUCUGCUUGCUACGUAUGGUCUUAGUGAUGUACUCCCAUUACUCAAUAAAUUGAGCCCCGUCUUGCAACGCAAAGCACUAAAUUACGCUGAUGUAGGCCCUAUUGUAAAGGCAACAGUUGAUGCCUU